AUGAAAUUGUGUAAUGAAAAUAACGAUCGAGUCGAUCGGAGAAAUAUCUUAGACUAAUGUAUCAUCAAGUGUUAUCAAUUGUCAGUGUUACUGAUGGAUAUGUUAUAAGAAACUAAAAAUAUUCCGAAUCGUACGAAAAAAUAAAUCAGAUGGAAGGAAAGAGUGAAAUUGUUGGUGAGGUUUCGCCGCCUAAACGAGCAAACGUUGAUUCUGCUUUCCAAUCCGCAUUUAGCGAAUUAAGGAAAUCAGAAUUUUUUGAAGAGGCAGCACCUGGACCCUCAAAAGCCAAGGAUUCUUCAAAACUUAAUGCGCUCUUAGUUAAUCCAAAGCAGAAAGGAAAUCCAUUGCUGAAAUCUAUAUCAAAUAUUCCAUGGGAAUUUUCAGAAAUUGUGCCAGACUAUGUAAUGGGAAGAACUAGUUGCGCUUUAUUCUUGUCCAUACGUUAUCAUCAACUUAAUCCUGAUUACAUUCACGAACGAUUGAAGACUCUGGGGAAUAUGUAUAAUCUCAGAGUUCUCUUAGUUCAGGUGGAUGUGGCAGAUCCUCAUCAUGCUUUAAAACAUUUAACAAGAGUUUGCAUUCUUGCUGAUUUGACAUUGAUGUUGGCAUGGAGUGCGGAGGAUGCUGGUAAAAUAAUCGAAACGUACAAAGUUUACGAAAAUAAACCACCUGAUGCAAUUAUGGACCGCAGUGAUACAGCACCUUAUCAGAAGAUGGUCAGUGCUCUGACAGCAAUACGAUCGGUUAAUAAAACAGAUGCUACAACCCUUUUAUCAACGUUUGGAACGUUAAGCGAAUUGUUAAAGACAAAACCAAAUACUCUAGCUCUUUGUUCUGGUAUCGGAUUACAAAAAGCAGAACGAAUUUACAAUACAUUGCAUGAACAGUUUUUACGUUCGUGAAAAUUUGUAAUAAUACGGGAAUGAUAAUUUGUACGAAUGAUGUAUUUAUGUAUAGCUAAAAAUAUUUCGAUUUUUUUAUAUUAUAAAUAUAAUUUUCUAUUUAACGAUGUUU
Messenger RNA from Colletes gigas, 1014 nucleotides. RefSeq names its product DNA excision repair protein ERCC-1 (gene Ercc1). Gene Ontology annotation, molecular function: single-stranded DNA binding; damaged DNA binding. Gene Ontology annotation, cellular component: nucleus; nucleotide-excision repair factor 1 complex; ERCC4-ERCC1 complex. Bases 150 to 902 code for a protein of 250 amino acids. The transcript is spliced from 6 exons. Gene Ontology annotation, biological process: nucleotide-excision repair; meiotic mismatch repair; mitotic recombination. The record is from RefSeq and is a predicted model, not a curated record. NCBI's taxonomy places the organism in Eukaryota, Metazoa, Arthropoda, Insecta, Hymenoptera, Colletidae.